Molecule: messenger RNA, 1294 nt
Organism: Centruroides sculpturatus (bark scorpion)
Lineage: Eukaryota; Metazoa; Arthropoda; Arachnida; Scorpiones; Buthidae
Product: Golgi-associated plant pathogenesis-related protein 1-like
Exons: 5
Coding region: 180-722 (180 amino acids)
Source: RefSeq, a predicted model, not a curated record
AAUAAAAUGUUGAAAGUGAAAAAUUGUUAUCAAACGACAUAAAACUUUUAUACACACACACAAAAAAAAAUGAAGAGUUGGCAACCUUCCAAACUACCUAGAGACACCUAGUAGAUAGGUAAAGAAAUAAAAAUAAUGGAAAAAUUUUCGAUUUAAAGGUUAUACUUGCGAGGCCCAUUAUGGUUAAUUAUCAAGACGACGAGUGCGCUACAGAUUUCGAUGAAAGCGAUUUCAUCACGGAAUGCCUUGAAUGGCAUAAUAUUCUACGUGAAAUUCACGGUGUUCCACCCCUCACUUUAUCUCAUCAGCUCUGUAGCAUGGCUCAAUUUUGGUCCAACCACUUGGUACACACCAAUACAUUUUACCACAGAAACAGUAAAGAUAUAGGUGAAAAUUUAUUCUGUAAAUGGUCAUCGGUGCCAGAAUUUGAUAUUACUGGACAGCAAGUGGCCAAAUAUUGGUAUAGUGAGAUGAAACUGUAUAAUUUCUAUCAAGAACCGUCUUUGUUACACGUUCAUGCUUGCCAAUUUACGCAAAUGGUGUGGAGAAGCAGCACGGAAUUUGGAGUUGGCAAAGCUAGAACUAGAUGUGGCAAAAUCGUUAUUGUAGCAAAUUAUAAACCAGCUGGAAACGUAAUUGGAGAAUUCCACGAUAACGUAUUCCCUCCUUUAAAAGAAACAGAGGAGAACGAAGAAACAGAAGAGGAUGAUUUCGGAGAAUGAAGCAAAAUCCAUCGUCAUCAUCCGACUGAUACCUUGCUUCAUAUUUGGUUUAAAAAACAAAACAAAAAAAAGUCAAAGAGAAUCACAGAGAAUGAUAUUUUUAUUUGAAUUCCAUCCAGAAUAUUCAGCAGAAUUUUUUUCCAAUUUAAUACAAUAAACUUCAAAUUAACACAAGAAAAACAUUUUUAAAAAUAUGCCAAAAUGUCAAGCACUUGAAAAUAUUGAAGUUAAUUUGUUUCAAAGCUCAAAACGUUCAAAGUAAUCGUUUAUGUGAGCACAUAUAAAUGUUAUAUGUAUUAAUAAGUAGUACACGAGGUUAUAAAUUAAGUUGAUACACUAGAAAUUAAUGUAAAAAAACUGUACAGAUUUGUUAAAUGAUGAAGCUGGAUGCACACUAGAUCCUCAUUAUCAGUCAUUUAAUUUAGUUAGUUAGCAUAGUAGCCCACUUAUCUAGAUUUUUGUAUAAUUACAUUUAUGUUAAAUUAUAUUAAACAUCAUUAGUUAACAUCCUUGUUAAAGAAAUUUAGCAAAAAAAGAACUUUUUAAAUUAUGCCAAAAAAAUUAGUUAAAUA